Molecule: messenger RNA, 1229 nt
Organism: Ziziphus jujuba (common jujube)
Lineage: Eukaryota; Viridiplantae; Streptophyta; Magnoliopsida; Rosales; Rhamnaceae
Exons: 2
Coding region: 364-1056 (230 amino acids)
Source: RefSeq, a predicted model, not a curated record
UUUUGAAUCAUUAUGUAAAAAUUUAUCUCAAACAAUGCUUCUUUACGUGCAUUUUGCGUAGCUUUUACAUACUAUCGAAUGCAGAACAAUUCUCAGCACAAAAAAAAAAAAAAAGAAAAAAUGUGUGAGGAAAUAGAGGAAAGUUUGGUGAUGGUCUCGGGCUCGGGAUUCGCGCGUGGGCUUUGAGAUGCGAUCCGCUUAGUUUGAUCAAACAAUUGAAAUGAAUGAAACACGUGGCUAGGCGAUGUCGAUUUUGAUAGUAGGAAAUUACAAUUUGGUCUUCAAACAGUGGGGAUAGCUUCAUCUUAAAAAGUGUUGAAGAGCAAAAAGUUCUUGUUUGUUUAGUUCGGUCCUUUGGACUUGAUGUGUGAGAGAGAGAGAGAGAGAGAGAGUGGAGAGAUGGAGAAUCCGAGGCUAUCAAUGUCGGUAGUGAUGGGGUUGAUUUGCGUUGUGGGUUUAUGCAACGCGAUCGAAUCGCCGCAGUAUACAGUGGCUCACACAGAAUCUGAGUUCGAGAUCAGACUCUAUAGAGAAUCCACUUGGAUGUCUGCUCCUGUUCGAGAAAUCUCUUUCCAGAAGGCCACCAGAAAUGGAUUUCAUAGGUUAUUCCAGUUUAUUCAAGGUGCCAACCUAAAUUUCUCUAGAAUUGCAAUGACAGCUCCCGUGUUGACAAGCAUAGUACCAGGAGCUGGCCCUCUUCAUUCAUCAGCAUAUUUUGUUAGACUGUACUUGCCAGUGAAAUUCCAAGCUGAUCCACCGACACCGCUUCCUGAGCUAGACUUGGAACCUUAUCCAUGGGAUAGUCGCUGUGUUGCUGUCAGGAAGUUCUCCGGAUUUGCAAGGGAUGAUAACAUUGUAAGAGAGGCAGAGAAACUUGCCAUUAGCUUGGCCAGGUCUCCAUGGGCAAACUCCACAUCUUCUGAAACUAGCUAUGGAUACUCAAUUGCACAAUACAAUUCUCCUUUUCGUUUAAUUGGGCGUGUGAAUGAAGUUUGGGUGGAUAUUGAUGCUUCAGUAGUAGAUGGCUGUAAACCCAUUGUCAUAGCUAUAUACUGAAAUACUAGAGAAUGGGUUGUCUGAACCAUGUAAAUUGUGCAUUAGCUUAACCAUCCUAAUUUGAUAUGUACAUAUUCUCAUACAUAUGCUGAAUAUAUUCUCCUUUGACCUUCGAUAUGAUUUGUGUAUUGAAUAAAUCUGUGUAAGAAAUUUCAAGCUGUGUUUUAUUGUUA